AUGGAGGACGAAAGAUUGACUGGUAUACCUCGAGUGCGGUCGAUGAUGCGAAGAUGCUGCAGCUACAAUGCUAAGAUACUGUGGUUCGCGUCGCCAACCCAGGUUGGCAAGGCCGAUAUUCACGCACCAAACGCGUGGGUGAGAGAGCUGUUGAACGUGAACGGCGCGAAUGAAGCCAUCACGACUGCCUCCAGACAGGGACAAGCGAUGUCUUGCGAUGGCGAUGGCAUGAAUCCAAAGCAAAAAGGGACGGUCAGGCCAUUUCAUUUCAACUCCCGUGAGUCUGUUCUCCAACAGUUACCAUGGCACCUGAUUGCCGUACCCCAGGUCAUGUUUGCUUCAAGAUACGCAUGUCGAUCAUGCUAA
This is a messenger RNA of Purpureocillium takamizusanense, 366 nucleotides long. RefSeq lists its product as uncharacterized. Bases 1 to 366 code for a protein of 121 amino acids. The transcript has a single exon. The record is from RefSeq and is a predicted model, not a curated record. NCBI's taxonomy places the organism in Eukaryota, Fungi, Ascomycota, Sordariomycetes, Hypocreales, Ophiocordycipitaceae.